UAAUGCUCGCCGCUAGCCGACAAGCAGAAGUGAAAAGCAAUGGAUAGCAACAGCAGCAGGAGCAGCAACAACAACAACAACUAACAUUAGCUGGCAUAUUCCUCAGGAAACAUCACAUGAAUGUAUUUGUGAAGCCAGUCUCUGCUGACCUGCAGUGCUGAAUGUCCUUCUAAGUGUCGAUGAAAAUGACCCCGAGAUGACUCAACAGUGGCUUGGACAUCUGUAAUUUGACAAGAUGAGACUUGCUCAAUUUGUCAGACUUGUCAUUGCUUGUAAUGAUCGCAACUGUAGGCACAUAUACUGCACCGACAUGGCCAAUAAACUAUAGUGAAUUGUGUUUAUUACUUUUUUUUGCGUUUUGCUAUCAGACUCACUAAAACACUAACUACAUACAUUAUCAUUUAGUUUGUUUUGAAUGGCUUUCAGUUGAUAACCAGUGCUGAUGAUGUCACUGGGUGAGCAGUCUCAAAAGUGGUUUCCAACCCAUGUCCAAGCCACUGUUCUUCAAGCAACCGGUUUACAGCCCAAGGGCAAAAAUGGCACCAAUGAUGCCUACACUAUCAUCCAGCUGGGAAAAGAAAAGUACUCAACAUCGGUGGCAGAGAAGACACUUACCCCUGUCUGGAAAGAGGAAGCCUCCUUUGAAUUACCUGGUUUACUUUUGGAGGGCAACCCAGAAGUAUAUGAACUCUGCCUUAUAGUGAUGCAUCGGUCCUUGGUUGGGAUGGACAAGUUCCUGGGUCAAAGGUCCAUCAACCUUAAUGAAAUCUUUGACAACAAGCAACGGAAGAAAACUGACUGGUAUUCCUUGGAGUCCAAGCCGGGGAAGAAGAGGAAAGAACGAGGCCGCAUUCAAGUCAGCAUCCAGUUCAUAAGGAACAACAUGACGGCCAGCAUGUUUGACCUCUCCAUGAAGGAAAAGCCCCGCUCGCCUUUCUCCAAACUGAAGGACAAAAUGAAGGGUCGCAAACAUGACGGCGGCUUUAGUGACACAUCGUCCGCCAUCCUGCCUCGCUCUGCCAUGUGCGACUCAGAGCCGAACCGUCAGUCCUUCGCCCCAGAACCACAACCCCAGCCUGAAACCAAGGUCAAGAGACCACUACUCACUGGGGCCCAUAAACUCUCUGCAGCCCAUUCUAUGUCCGAUCUCAUUGGGACUCACUUUCGGCCCAAACUGGAUUCCAUGAACUCCAUAGAAGAGAGUGGCGGCCCUCAUAGGCGUUCCCAGAGCGAGGUGCCAGGCUACCAGGACGGCGAGGCACACAGUGACCCUUUCACUGAUAUCACUGACACCCUGCCACAGAAGUAUGCCACGCUCCCACGCAACCGCAACCCAUUUGAGGGGGAGCACGGGCAGCUGUGGGACCGGGCAGAGCGGAAGGAGAAAAAGGAGAAGGUCAGCCUACUGGAACGCGUGACAGGGAAGAAGGAAGGCCGCAAGACCAACAACGAUGGGCGUUCGGGCAGCUCUGGAGAUCUGCGUUCCCCCAACCCCUUUAGUGGAGACACGCAAACAGACACUAACCCAUUUAUCUCCAACUACAAAGCCAGGGAUAAAAAGUUAACAGGAAGUGAAGACAUCACGUUUGGCCAUAAGAAGAAGGACAUCCAUGGCAAGAAAAAGGAGGUGAAACAGGAAAGCGUGGCCGCCUACAGCAACUUGUCCUUUGAGGAAGUUGUGCAGGAACUCAUCAAGCAGAAAGAAGUGGUGAAAAAGAAAGAUGCCCACAUCAGGGAGCUGGAAGACUACAUCGAUAACCUACUUGUGCGCGUCAUGGAGGAGACGCCGAGCAUUCUACGGACACCAUAUGAGCCAAAAAAGAAGGCGGGUAAACUUUCUAAAAAGUAGAAAGAAAGACACAGGAUGAAAAAGUUACUAAUGAGGGUUUAGCAUGCAUCAAUAUCACGUGGUAAAAUAAGUGGGAACAAAUGGGCUUGAUCAAAGCCAAAUUUCUGAUUUGAUUUAUGUCUUUGCUUUAGAACAUUUUUAGUCGAGGGAUGUAGUUGUUUUUUAUAUGCUUUUUUUUUCUCUCCAAUGUUUUGAUUAUUUUAGUACACAGGUAUUUUGCCCUUUCUGUUUAGCAUUCCUAUAUUUACAUUUUCAAAUUACUUUAUGAAUACUUGCCGCGGUGCGUUUUUAGGUAGUUAAACAGGAUCAGCAUCGAUUGAUUCGUGUCCGAUCAAAUCCAUAUAUUUUUUGAAAAAAGGUCCGGUUUAGCUAUGUUUGUAUGCACUUGUGAACCCACGGAGGUCAGUUGCACAACCGGCCGCCAUCAUCUGCCCAGAAGCUGUUGAGGUGCAAAUGCAAGCCAACUUCGUGUUUACCAGAUGGCGUAGUGGCAGAAAGACGGUCAAGUGGGUGAUAAGCUGAAGCUGUAGUCGCUGUGUGUACACUCAGUCUUACACAUACACAAGUCUCAAACUGGCCACCUGAACUACGAAACGUGUUCAGCGGCGGCAGCAUCCGCUUUGUUUCCGAACCUCUUCUGUGCUACAGACAUGGACGAACUCUUCCCUCCUCCCCAACAGCCUGAGUGAUUCAUGGGUUUUCUUAAAAACGACUGGAUGACCGUUACGGUAAGAAGCUGCUGGAGUAUCUGCGAGUCUGGUUUCUCUCUAGCUUACUGAGUCAUGGGAUUUCUUUUUUUCUUUUUCAAAAACAAUGAACAAAUGUACUUUGCUGUUAUCAGUUACUGACUUUUUAUUCUUUAUUUUAUUUGUGAUGACUAUCAUUUAAGUAUCUCGGACCAAGGGUCUCAGUCACUCACUGAACGUGAUCAUUUUACUGACUUUAAGUGCAAUAAUCAUAACUUGAGUAUCUUGCUUUAUAUUCUGCUGGUAAUGUUAUUGUUUACAUUUAAUCACAUCUUUGAGUCAAACUCGUCUCUUAAUAUUGAUUUGAUUCACUGGAAAAGCCUGGAGGUCUGUGUUCCAGCCUCCACCGAUUGACCAGCCUUCAUCUCCUUCAAAUACUUUUUUUUUUUUUUUUUUUUUUUU
Perca flavescens (yellow perch) is the source of this 2997-nucleotide messenger RNA. RefSeq names its product RAB11 family interacting protein 2 (class I) (gene rab11fip2). Gene Ontology annotation, molecular function: small GTPase binding. The transcript has 6 exons. Gene Ontology annotation, biological process: regulated exocytosis. Lineage: Eukaryota; Metazoa; Chordata; Actinopteri; Perciformes; Percidae. The record is from RefSeq and is a predicted model, not a curated record. The coding region runs from base 443 to 1849 and encodes 468 amino acids. Gene Ontology annotation, cellular component: endosome; phagocytic cup.